This is a messenger RNA of Magallana angulata, 3564 nucleotides long. RefSeq names its product hemicentin-1-like. Bases 89 to 3055 code for a protein of 988 amino acids. Lineage: Eukaryota; Metazoa; Mollusca; Bivalvia; Ostreida; Ostreidae. The transcript is spliced from 14 exons. The record is from RefSeq and is a predicted model, not a curated record. Gene Ontology annotation, molecular function: protein binding.
AUACAAGUGUGAACAAAUAGAAGGAAAAUAAUAAAAAAAAUCUUCGUAUUUAAGAGCUUACAAAAGAAACAACAACGGAAUAGCUAAGAUGAAAAUAUCAAUCGCUUUGACUUUGGUGUAUUUCCCAUCUUUUAUGUACUGCCAGGUAAUCAGUGAGGUAAAGGCGGAUACCUGUAUCACGUUCACCAAACCAAACUCAACUGUUGCCAUGUAUAUAAAGAGAUACUCCAAUUCACUGUGCGUUUUUAUAGAAGGGGAGAUUUUUCCCAAACCAGACGCAUGGAACAGGGCAUUUUCCUGUAAUGAAAGUUUGACUGAAUUGUCCGUCUGUUUCUCCGAUACAAAGACAUCUGAUUAUGGUUGGUUUUACUUAAUCGUCGGAAAUAUUCAAGAAAACAGUACGAAUCUAGAUGUUGAAUAUCCACCAACGGUACGGCAAAUAGGUAUACAGAGAACCAUCGAAGGACGAAACCUAACUGUCACGUGUUCCUACACCGUAGGCAAACCUACUUCUACUAUAUUUUACUGGACUAAGGCCGAUUCAGAGUUUAGAUACGAUUAUAGGACUUUAUGGGUUCCAAACAUAGGAAGGAAAGACUCUGGAACAUACACAUGUUUUGCAGAGAACACCUACAGCAGUGGGAAUAAAGGUACAGCAAACGCCACCAUCGAGAUUGAUGUACAAUACCCACCCUCUAUACAAGCAUUUGAUACACAGAGACCAGUUGAAGGGACAACGCUCGUCAUUCCCUGUAACGUCACUGAUGGUAACCCAGCUGUUACUUCCAUAUACUGGACUAGAGUUGGCUACAGCUCCAAUUAUUACGCCGCUAAUUAUACCCUAUCCACGGUACAGAGAUCACAUUCUGGAACAUAUAUCUGCCAUGCACGUAACACGUACUAUGACAAUUCCCGAGGAGAGGCCGACCAAUCCGUCACAGUCAAUGUAGAAUAUCCACCAUCUGUGACGUCAUUUAAUACUCAAUAUCCCACUGAGCUUUCCGAUUUGUCAAUUCCUUGCUCGGCGAUGGCGGGGAAUCCCUCUAACCAUGUUUAUUACUGGACACGAUCAGGAGAUGACAGCUUCCGGGAAAAUAAUACGUAUCUACGGCUGAACGGAAUCAGCAGAAAUGAAAGCGGAACUUACAUUUGUACAGCAGUUAACUCCUACUCGACAGGAGGGGAGGGGAAGGAUUCUAAAACUUUGUCAGUAAAUGUCCAAUACCCACCAGUCGUGUCGCCCCUCCCUAAUGUCAAACGGGUGGAAGGAGAGCAUAUCAGCAUAUGGUGUAACGUCACUUCAGGAAACCCUUCUUCUACUACAACUAUUUACUGGACCAAAUCAGGAGAUUCCGGAUUUAGGCAGUCGGGUUCAACACUAAGGUUCAACUAUAUAAGUAAAAGUCAGAGUGGAACAUAUUCAUGUGUCGCUGAAAACAACUACAAUAACGGAGAAAAAGGGGCAAACCACCAGUCUUUCUUUUUGGACGUGUUGUAUGGCCCAGUCCUUACUCAUGGUCAAACCCUGAGGGUUUCCGAGGGACAAUCAGCCCGGAUGUCCACCUCAAUAACCAGUAAUCCUGCCUCCAACGUUUCCUGGUUCCGGAUCCGUGACAACCUCCUUGUAUCUUCCCAGCAAUCGGUCAAUGGCACCACUAGCUACACCAUCACAAGGACAGAGUGUACAGAUACUGGAUCAUUCCAAGUGGUGGCCAGUAACGGCGUACAGUCAAACCAGUCUACAACAGUCAAUCUUUACGUCUACUGUUCACCGCGACUGACUACAGGUAGGAGCUAUGUGGAACUAUACGUAGGCAGUAACCGCUAUCUGAACGGACAGAUUUCGCUGUUGUCUUAUCCACAACCUACCGCUUCUCUUACACUCCCGAGUGGCGCCCCGAACACUCUCGUCACUAUAAGAAGUGUUACUGCAGCAACCAAUUCUUUCACAAUCAUCCUGACCAAGUCAAAUCUUCAGUCGGAUGAUUUUGGGACGUACGUUCUAAGUGUUGCAAAUCAAUACGGAAGAAGAACAAUAUCCGUCAACAUCAUUCCUAUAAGUAAGCCGUUCCAUGCUACCAAGGUGUUGGUAACUUGUGGACACGGACAGGCUCUAGUUACCUGGCAGUCCUCGUAUUUUGGUUAUAGAAGACAGUAUUCUCUUGUCCAGUAUUCCACUGAUAACGUCAAAUUUAUCAAUGGAUCUGAAAUCACUACUGAAUACACCAAAGAGGAAAUUCUCCAAACAUCCGUGCACAAUCUACAGGACAGUACACAUUACUUCUUCCGAGUAUUCACGAUGAACACGCACGGGUUUUCGACGUCCAUACCGACCAACUGCUCCACGGCAGCAACUCAAGAGAGUUCUUCCACGUCCGUUGUCGUAGGCAGCGUUUUAGGAUCACUGCUAUUCCUAGCCAUCGGUGCAAUGGUUUUCAUCUCCUACAAAUACAUCUCAGAGAGAAAAGCUUCCGUAAGGUCGUAUGACGCCCUUCAGAGGGAGAAAACCUUCGCCGACAACCAUUCAUAUGAACCUAUUGAUUUUAGUGAUCAAGGGGUUUCAACUAACGAACCAAAAGAUUCAAAGAAGAUUGAAUCCAAACCUAUCAAAACCAUUACAUUGAAAAAAGAAAAGAAAACAAAAAAUUUAAAAUUAGAAAGGCUAGAUGAUUUAGAUAAAUCCACCGUCGUCAACAAUGCGUAUGAGACUUGUGUUCAAGAUAUGCAAGGAGUAUUGCAGAAAACUUCGAAAGCUCCAAAGAAAAAUGUUCUAAAAUCUCUUUUUCACAAGACUCCAAAAGACAUUAAGAAAAUGGAGGGUUCAAAAUUAGAAGCACUAGAUGGUGCUACUUUAAAAGAAUCCUCGUCUUCCGAACCAAAUUGCUCUGAAAAGAAAGAAAAGGAGAUACUUUAUGUAAACACAACAGAGUUGGUCUGCGAGCAUGAUAGACGGAAAAUCAAGGAUUCAAAAGAAGGUGACCCAGACAAGGAAAAUCCCAAGAACACAAAAACUAAACCAAUGGUUCUCCCAAAACCCAAGACAGGCUCGUCGUAAGAAACACUACCUUUAUGUAUAUUUUGGAAUCUGUUCCUUGUUUUAUGGAAAGGAAGCUGAUAACACAAGACACAUAUCAUGUUUUUUUUUGUUUUUUUUUUUACUUUCAUUACAUAAUCGAACGUCAUUACAAGUAAAGCGUAAUAUUUUUUGCAGUUUCUUGUAUCAUGUACAUGUAUACAAUUUAACCUGCUUAUUUUAUAAAUAUGCAGUGCUACUUGUAAUAAGGAAAUCUUUACAAUAGGAAAGUUAGAUCUUUCGCUGUAGUUCUUAAGGAGGCUGGAUUGUCAACAAAUUAACCAUCAGAUCUUCCUUGUUUUAAGAUAUGAUUUGUUUUGCUAGGGACUAUUAUCUGGUAAAGAAAAAGUCCACAUAUUUUACGUUUUAAAUUUCGAUAUUUUCCUGUUCUUUUACAUGGAUUUCUUAUUCUAAAGGAGUUCAAAACAGUUUAAAAAUUGCGACAACCAUCUCAAAUACUUUUUUGUAUGGAUUUCUUGUAUUUCGCUUUU